This is a messenger RNA of Gossypium arboreum, 3597 nucleotides long. Its product is annotated as transcription factor TGA4-like. Gene Ontology annotation, molecular function: sequence-specific DNA binding; DNA-binding transcription factor activity. The coding region runs from base 2154 to 3233 and encodes 359 amino acids. The transcript is spliced from 9 exons. Gene Ontology annotation, biological process: DNA-templated transcription; regulation of DNA-templated transcription. NCBI's taxonomy places the organism in Eukaryota, Viridiplantae, Streptophyta, Magnoliopsida, Malvales, Malvaceae. The record is from RefSeq and is a predicted model, not a curated record.
UAAAAAAUACUAAUAGUAACCACAGAAUAUAUAAAAGUUAAAUGUUGUAGUGCAGAAACGUGCAAUUGUUCCAUUUUUUAUUUUUUAUUUAAGGACUUUAAAUUAUUAAGUUAAAUUCAAUAAAUAAUUUUAAUUUUGAAUACGAAUAAUCACAGUAAAAAGAUGAAGAUUGUGUGAAACAGAGUCGAUCAAAUCCAAUUUUAAAAAAUAUAUUUUUUGAAUAUUAAAAUUUUAAGUGAAGGUCGAGUUUUUCAGCUCGCAUUACGUUAUUAUCCUGAUUGUAGUAAUACAAUAAAAUAAAAUAAAGGGGAAAAGAUGCGAUCAGUGUGAAGGGCGAUUGGGGUUCCCAGAAGGAUUGGUGUUGGGGCAUUAUACGACACAAGCUUAGGGGUUUCGCAGAGAAGAAGAAGAAGCUAUUUCCUUAUUGGUUUUUGAAAGGAAUUUGUUUUCUUUUUUGCUGUUUUUGGACCUCAAAUUUUAGCGGGAAACUUGUUCUAACGACUCUUUUAACAAAAGGUUGGUUUGUUUUUUUGUCUUUUUAAUUGUUUGGUUUCCGGAAAAGCUGGGGAAAAUCAAUGCGAAGCAUACCAACUUAUUUGAAUUAAAACAAAGCUUCUUCCUUUCUAUACCUAUAUCUCUAUUUUUUUUUUUGUAGUUUUUGUAAUUUGAGUUAUCUUCUGUUGUUUUUAUCGCAAGAUGGAUUAAUAAAGUAUUGGAAAAAAAUUUCUGUUUUGGAGCUCAGAAAAUGGAUUUUCAGUUGAACCAUGUUAUUGGGUAGCCCUCUUUUUUCCUUUUAUUAAUUUUGAAUUGGUUUGAAUUUCAUUCAGAGGGGAAAACAGAUUGAAUAAAUAUUGAUUGUGAUUAUUAUUAUCAUAGUUAUUUGAGACUUUGAUCUUCUUUUUUUUGUUGUUAUUGAAUGUCUCAAUUAGAUGUUUUCAAAUCAUUUUCAUCCAGAUUCAUAUGCAAUAGCUUUAUCCUUUUGGUUUAUCUUAACUUCAUCUAUAGCAGAAGAAGCUCUUUGUUCAUAUUAGGAAAGAUCAUAUGGAGGAAUAUCUUGUUAUUGUAGUAGGAAUAGCCUAUGUUGAUCGUGAUUUUUUUUUUUUGAAGUAUUUGCGUCCAAUACCCUUAUUUGACUAAUGUUUGAUUGAGGAUUGAUCUUUAAAGAAUCCUCUAAAUAUAUGAAAAUUUUGAAGAAAAAAAAUUAUUGAAACGCUACUCGUAUCAAAUAUAUCCAGGUCCGAGCAACAAUAGGUCCACCAUGAAAAUAAGAGGUAAGUUCAACAGUGACCUCCAACAAUGGCAAGAGUUGACAGCAUACGACUGAGUUGGAUGGAGGAUAAUGAUAUGAAAAUAAGGAUGUCAUGAUUGGGUUUUCAAUCUUUUUCAUACACUUGGAUACAAAUAAACCAUAUUUUCUUAGAAACCACUAAAUUGAAGUUGAUUGUGAUUCAUUGGUUGCCCUUCGAUGGAACUAUAAACUCUAUGAGCUUGGAAAGUUAAAGAGGGGAUAUCGUUGUUCAUCGUUUUUUCACUAUUCAUUUCUUGUCGAUGCCAAUGUCACCAUAGAUUUAUCAUCCUUAAUAGCUAAGCUUCUAUAGUGUUCAUAUGGAAGGGGCUAACUGCAGUUUCACAGUGUCAAGUAACUUGAAUGGUUAUUAUCAAGUUACUAGCGAAUGGAAACUUUAAAGGUUAUUUAUCAAAGGGAUUGGGAACUUUACUUCUGAAUUGUGUUUCUCAGUCUCAUACUCCUCAUUUUCUCCAAACUACUCAUAUCCGGCACUUAUUUAGACAUUACCUAUACUCAUAUUGUAUGCUUACCCGUAUUCAACAUUUAUCUCUAAAGCUGGGUACCAUAGCAUUUGAAUAACAAUAGUAAGUCAAAGGGAGAAAAGAGAAAAAAAAACAAAAAAACCUAUAUAUGUGGAUUUCAAAGGGAGAAAAGAGAAAAAAGAACAAAAAAACCUAUAUAUGUGGAUGCACUAUUGCAGACAGGAAAUAGUUACAAGGUAAUAAGAUUAGUUGCUUCAAGAGUUACAAGGUUGAUGAUUGUUGAAGCGUUAUAGGAGCUUUUAAAUGAUUCUUCUGAAGUUGAAACUACUCCUUUUUCCAGUUCAACUUAUGCAAAAGCUGCCUCCAUUUUCGAUUCAAGAAGCAUGGAAUCUCAAUUUGUUCCUUCAAGACGGAUGGAUAUCUAUGACCCUAUCCAACAGAUUGGCAUGUGGGGAGAAAGUUUUAAUGCUAAUAGCAAUCUGCAUGCAUCUGUAUCAAUGAUUGCUGAAAUGGAUAACAAAAUAUCAAACGAGUCUGAAACUGCUUCCCAUGAAAUGCUUGCACCUUCAAACAAGUAUGAUCAAGAGGCAACUAAACGUAUUGAUAAGAUACAAAGACGGCUUGCGCAAAACCGUGAGGCAGCUCGUAAAAGCCGAUUACGGAAAAAGGCUUAUGUUCAACAGUUAGAAAAUAGUCGUCUAAAGUUGCUUCAAUUGGAGCAGGAGCUUGUACAAAUGAAGCAACAGGGUGUUUAUAUGGGUGGUGGGUUAGUAGGUGGUAAUCUUGGAUUCUCUGCACCAGUAAAAUCAGGGAUUGCUGCAUUUGAGACAGAAUAUGCACGUUGGAUGGACGAACAAAGCAAACAGAUAUGUGGACUAAGGACUGCUUUGAAUGCCGAAAUAAGUGACACAGAUCUUCAAAUGCUUGUGGAAACUGGCAUGAAGCAUUAUUCUGAACUUUUUCGCAUGAAAUCAACUGCUGCGAAGUCGGAUGUUUUCUAUGUCAUGUCGGGCAUGUGGAAAACAUCAGCUGAGCAAUUUUUCUCAUGGAUUGGAGGGUUUCGCCCUUCAGAACUUCUUAAGGUGCUCUUGCCUCAGCUUGAUUCCUUGACCGAACAACAAUUCUUUGAAGUUUGUAACCUCAAACAAUCAUGUCAGCAAGCAGAAGAUGCGCUUUCACAAGGCAUGGAGAAACUCCGGGAAAUUGUGUCAGUUACGGUGGCGGACGGUCAACUCGGCGAAGGCAGUUACAGUUCUCAGGUGACUACUGCAAUGGAGAAGGUAGAAGCUUUAGUCAGCUUUGUGAACCAGGCAGACCACAUUAGGCAGGAAACACUGCAGCAGAUGUCUCGGAUACUAACGACUCGCCAAACAGCUAGAGGCUUACUUGCUUUGGGAGAAUACUUUGAACGUCUUCGAGCUUUGAGUUCACUAUGGGCUACUUGUGCUCGUGAACCUGCAUAAGCUUUACAGUAGACCAUCCUCCAUACAUGAUGGUUGAUGAUCACUGCAACAAUUGCGUUCAUAAAGAGGUGUCUCUUCGUAAAUGCCAUUAUAAACAUAAUUGCCUACAUUUUUUUUGAAGCAGAUUUCAGAAAACAAAGAUAUGAGAUGAUGUACAUAUGAGUAGUUUUUUUGUCUUUUUAACCUUGGGGAAGGUUGUGAUUAAAUCAAUUUUCAAUGAUGUGCUGUGCAUUAUAUAUACCCUUGAAAGAUAUAAAUAUGUAGGGUUCUGCAUAUACCAUGUUCACAAGACUUUCAUUCUCAUUUUUGGUCAUGGAUAUGAGAGAGAUGAUUCUCCAAAAUAUAUGAAAAAAAAUUCAGAAAA